Molecule: messenger RNA, 1670 nt
Organism: Nomia melanderi (Alkali bee)
Lineage: Eukaryota; Metazoa; Arthropoda; Insecta; Hymenoptera; Halictidae
Source: RefSeq, a predicted model, not a curated record
AUGAAGCGGAUUGGUGACAAAUGUUAUUGCAAAGAUAAACUAUUAUCACCGGUAACAAAAUAUACAGAGCUGGACCCUGCGCUAUGCACCGAAUUGCGAAAAAUUGCAGACGCAAUCCUCGUUCCUGGAAAAGGGUUAAUGGCUUGUGAUGAAUCUCCGACAAGCUUAGACGAACGAUUCGAUGAGCUCGGUAUCGGAAAUACAGAAUCUCAAAGAAGAGAUUAUCGGCAAAUGUUGUUUACCGCUGAUCAGUCUCAGCUAACAAGAUACAUAAGCGGCGUUGUUCUACAUCCCGAGACAGUUUACCAAAAAACAACGGAUGGCCUGAAUUUCGUUGAACUGUUGCGACAAAGGAACAUUCUAUCUGGCGUCAAAGUCGAUAAAGGGUUGAUCGACCUCUUCGGUGCAAAGAAUGAAAAAAUCACCGAAGGUCUAGACAGCUUGCAAGAGAGAUGCAUACAAUACAAACGAGACGGUUGUCACUUCGCGAAAUGGAGGUGCACGUACACGAUCUCGGAGACGACGCCAAGUCAGUUGGCUAUGAUUACCAAUGCGAAUGUUCUCGCAAGAUUUUCCAGUAUAUGUCAGAGUGUUCGAUUAGUACCCAUUAUAGAACCGGAAAUAUUAAAUGAUGGUGACUACGGAAUAAAUAAAACGUUAGAAGUACACGAAGAAGUUAUGUCUAUUUUAUUUCGUACUCUAAAUGAGCAUCAUGUAUAUCUUGAAGGCGCAAUCUUAAAACCAGCGAUGAUUUUAUCGGGAAUCAAGAAUGCUGCCAAUUGCACGUCACAAAACGCCCCUAUGAAGAUUUGGGGAGGGCAAUCAGAGAACGUAGAGAGAGCUCAACUAGCCUUAAUCGAAAGAGCAAGACUUUGCUCCGAAGCAUCUUUAGGAACAUUACAAUUGAAUGGCAUGUGCACGAGAAAGAGUUCUAAACCCACAGUGACGUAAAGGCUCCUUCCAAAUGACUAUUAACAACGCGGAUUACAUUUGACGCAAUGGUUUGCUGUUGAGCCUUUCGGGAACUAUUCAUAAGAAAUGAAGUAAAUCGCUAAGGGAAUACCACGAUAAUUUUCGUAGGCCCAUCUUAUCAAUGAACGCGACUGAUUAAAAACGUACACACCUUUCGUCAUAUGACGAGUAUAUCAACCUUAACAGUGAAAAGUACCGUCACUCUUUUCGGCGAAUGUCGUGCAAGGUGUCCUUGACUGACCUCUAAAACAGAGGUUCUCAGUGUGACGCAUACUCUUCCGCUACGUGCGAGAUGGGACGCACACGAUGAGACAUCUGCUUCACUACUGGAUCGUUAUAUUGUCCGACGUCAAUUCUGUGGAUCCCUACCGACUAUGUACUCUUGUCUUUCUCGCUUUCAUGGAUCCUACCAUUGACACGUGCACCUCGAAGUGCCGUAACAAUUUAUUCUCUGAUUACCAAUUUAAACAAGACGCCAACAGUACAAUUAUCAUAAUUUCUUUUACAGGUUGUCUCCUUUUUAUAAUUUUAUUUAUCACUUUUAUUAAAUAUAUAAACCGACUCGUGUGUUAAACGAAUGUUAUAACUAAACGUCUUUACUUUAAAAUUCAAUUAUUCUGAAUAUUAAUUCAGUUCAAUUAUAAUGUUACAAUUAUGGUACAAACUUAUAAAAAAUAAGUUCAACUGACCAGAUUCAU